Molecule: messenger RNA, 1630 nt
Organism: Gambusia affinis (western mosquitofish)
Lineage: Eukaryota; Metazoa; Chordata; Actinopteri; Cyprinodontiformes; Poeciliidae
Exons: 4
Coding region: 364-861 (165 amino acids)
Source: RefSeq, a predicted model, not a curated record
GCUGCUGCAGGCUGAUAAGGGGGAAAAAAGUCACGAGAUUUCAACAAAAAAUAUUUAGAAAAUAAUUAUGUGUAGGUCAGUUAGCAAUGUAAAAGACUCACAGAAUUCAAGAACUUGUGAAGAUUCUAGAGUAGAAGGGAUUUCUUUGUUUUUCACUUGGUGCAUAUGAAUCCAGCCCUGUGAACACAUGCUAAAAUAUCAGAUUCUGUCACCACCCUUCAUCACUGACGUCGGGACGAGCAGGUGGAGGAAAAGCUCAGAGAGGUUGGAGAGGCAGUUAGAAGAGAGUUUGUUCUUUAUCUGUGUGAUUCCUGAAGGAUUUUUCUAGGAACAUUAGGAGCUGCCUCACCCAAAGUUAAAACCAUGCAGUUGAAGGUUCUGGUUCUGUUCUGCAUGCUGUCAACAUCUGCAACUCAGAAACGGAAACAUAAAACCUCCCCUUGGGAUCCAAAAGAACACACCAGCAGACAGACUUGCUCCAACCUGACUCAAGUACUGGACAACUGGAAAUUUGCUAUAAUAACCCAAGUGAAAGAGCUGCUGAUCCAUGACCAUGCCUCUGUUCUCCCUGAAUACACCAGGAUCCAGCCUCUCUCCGAGGCUCUGGGAGACCUCUACCAGCAGUUUAACUCGCUAAAAGACGAGCUGGGGAAGCUCACCUCAAAGUUUGAUGGAGUGGAGGCUUUUGUGGAUGAUAUUAAAGAAGGUAGAUUCACCGUACCUCAUUGGUCAGUGUCCAGGAUUCCUCCCAGCUUUGGUCUGAGGUCUCCACUUGGAGCGCAGCGGAGAGCUCUAGACAGGAGGCUCAUCAAUCAGCCAACACUGCUCAGAGCAAGGAGGAGAGGCACUCAGAGACAGUAACAUUGUUGAUUGCUAACUACUGUCCUAUGUUAACAAUAACUAUUGUUCUACACUUUUGGAGUGCUGGAUGUAAUGGGAAAGGGCAUUCAAAUCAAAUUACCCAGAAUAUGAACCACGUCAUGCAGUGAUGGUUGUUCCACUUUUCUUGGUCAUAUUCUGCCACAAGGUGGCAUCAUCCACCUGGUUGUUCAUUAUUCAACUGGUUUGUGUGCCUGCUCAUUACUGAAAUAUGACUAUAAAGAGGAUGUUUCUUGUACAUAAUAUAAUCAAUAAUCAGAAACCUUUAUAACGUACUUUAGACAAAUGGAGUUUGCUUUAGAUGUAGGAUUUAAAAAUACCCAUUCUUAAUAAGGAGACAAAGUGAAACUAUGUGUCAGCACAAGUUGAUAUACUAGUAACAGCUAGUAGUGAAACAAUAUAACUGCAAUCUUUGAUAGAACUCUUUUACACACAUGAAUUACCUUAAUCGGACUAUCCUGCUAUCCUUUGUUAUCUUCAAAUUUUCAGCUGUUAAUCAGAUGUCUUAUCUGUAAUAACAUUUUUUCUGAGUAUUAAUAGAGUAUUUUUGAUUCUGAUUCUCAGCAUGUGUGGUAGAAACACUGCUAAAAGAAACCUAAAAUGACAUUUAUCUGUUCAGGGCUACAACCUUGUAACAUGACUUAUAAGACUGUCCCAUAACGCAUGAUUAUUCUAUACUCAGUAUUUAUCACUGUCAUUGGUUUGCACUUUAUGUUUCUGCUCAAAUAAUUAUUAAAAACAUUCAACAGCA